This is a messenger RNA of Leopardus geoffroyi (Geoffroy's cat), 2314 nucleotides long. RefSeq names its product ectonucleotide pyrophosphatase/phosphodiesterase 7 (gene ENPP7). Bases 64 to 1587 code for a protein of 507 amino acids. The record is from RefSeq and is a predicted model, not a curated record. Lineage: Eukaryota; Metazoa; Chordata; Mammalia; Carnivora; Felidae. The transcript is spliced from 7 exons.
GACACACGUGCACGAGGUGGGAGGAGCACCCAGCCCAGGAGGCUGUGCCGGCGAUAAAAGCGAAUGCCGCGUGAGGGCUGGGCCCGGGUGGCAGGUGCGGUGACCAGGGCCGCUUUCCGAGACACAGCAGGAACGAGCCCGGAGGCUUUCCUGUCUGAAAAACCCACCAUGGGACGCUCGGCUGUCCUCCUCGCCGUGGCCCUGGCCACCCUCCUGGCUCCGGGGACAGGGGCUCCCGUCGGCAGGAAGGUCUCCCGGAAUAAGCUGCUGCUGGUGUCCUUUGACGGCUUCCGCUGGGACUAUGACCAGGACGUGCCCACCCCCAACCUGGACGCCAUGGCACUCGACGGGGUGAAAGCACGCUACAUGACCCCGGCCUUCGUCACCAUGACCAGCCCCUGCCACUUCACCCUGGUCACUGGCAAAUACAUCGAGAACCACGGCGUGGUUCACAACAUGUACUACAACACCACCAGCAAGGUGAAGCUGCCCUACCACGCUACGCUGGGCGUCCAGAAGUGGUGGGACAAUGGCAGCUUACCCAUCUGGAUCACAGCCCAGAGGCAGGGCCUAAAGACCGGCUCCUUCUUCUACCCUGGCGGGAACGUCACCUACCAAAACAUGGCCGUGACGCUGAGCCGGAAGGAAGGCGCCCUGCAUGACUACGGAAACGAGGAGGAGUGGAAAGCCAACAUCGACACGGUGAUGACCUGGUUCACGGGGGAGGGCCUGGACCUGGUCACGCUCUACUUCGGGGAGCCCGACUCCACGGGCCACAAGUACGGCCCCGAGUCCCAGCAGAGGAAGGACAUGGUGAUGCAGGUGGACAGGACCGUGGGCUACCUCCGGGACAGCAUCAGGAGCAGCGGCCUGGAGGACAGCCUCAACCUGAUCGUCACCUCCGACCACGGCAUGACCACCGUCCACAAGCAGGCCCCGGACCUGGUGGAGUUCCACAAGUUCCCCAACUUCACCUUCAAGGACAUCGAAUUUGAGCUCCUGGACUACGGGCCGAACGGGAUGCUGCUCCCCAAGGAGGGCAGGCUGGAGAAGGUGUACGAGGUCCUCAAGGACGCCCACCCCAAACUGCACGUCUUCAAGAAGGAGUCCUUCCCCUCGUCCCUCCACUACGCCAACAACGCCAGGAUCACCCCCUUGCUCAUGUUCAGCGACCCCGGCUACGUCAUCCACGGGAGACUGAGCGUGCAGUUCAACAAGGGGGAACACGGCUUUCACAACAAUGUCACAGACAUGAAGACCAUCUUCCGGGCCGUGGGCCCCAGCUUCAAGCGGGGCCUGGAGGUGGAGCCCUUCGAGAGCGUCCACGUGUACGAGCUCAUGUGCAAGCUGCUGCGCAUUGUGCCCGAGGCCAACGACGGGUCCCUCAGCGUCCUGCUGCCCACACUGCAGGAAACCAGCCACGGGCCCCUCAGCACCGUGCCGCCCACACUGCAGGAAACCAGCCACGGGCCCCUCAGCACCGUGCCGCCCACGUCCCCCUCGGGGUUUGCCCUCGUGCCACGUGGCUGGUGCCCCUUGGUGAUGGGACUCUCAGUGGCUACGAUUCUUCUGGCCAAGGUCGCAUAAUGCCGCUCAAGACCAGCCAACAGACAAUUAUUCUUCCAGGCCCGCCUCUUCCAGGAAGCCUCCAGAAGCUGCCCUCUCAGUGCGUGAGUCCGCUGGACACGGAUGGGCCUUUAAUCCCAACUUGACCACAGACCUCAGUGUCCCCACAGCCCCAGCUCAUGCUCAGUCGUUCUGGUGCUGGCAGUGGGGCCCCUGCCCAGGUCCGGGACGGCGCAGGGUCCCCCUCCCCUCCCCUCUCCCCCUCUUCCCACAGGCCCCGCCCCACAAGCCGUGCCGUCUGCGGCCACGCGGGGGCGCGCGGGAGCCCCGCGCGGGAAGGUCCGGCGGCCCGGCUCCAGCUUCCACCCGGGGCGCAGGGCCGGUGGCGGGGACGCUUUGCCUGAUCGAGUCCGCACGCCGGUCCCCGCCGGCUCCUGCUCCAGGGGGAAUGAAGGACAGCCUAGCCGCUGCAGUCACAGUAGCCACCGUGGCUACAGGCCUUUUGCUCCAAAGCCUGCUGGGUUUUCUUACAGCCCAACCAGUUGGCCCCAGCGUGUGAUGCAUUCCCAACAACUUAGGACGACUAACCACCCCUCACCCCCACCCCCGGGAACCCAUCCGCUCUUCCUGCGGGACAGGCCCUGGUUGGCCUUGCCAAGGAGAGGUGGCACAAGGGGUGGGGCGAGAAGGCUUUUUGUGAACUGACAGGGAACCACAUCAUUGCUCAGCCAAAAAAAUAAAAGUAAUU